Molecule: messenger RNA, 1062 nt
Organism: Caenorhabditis briggsae
Lineage: Eukaryota; Metazoa; Nematoda; Chromadorea; Rhabditida; Rhabditidae
Exons: 3
Coding region: 1-1062 (353 amino acids)
Biological process (GO): innate immune response
Source: RefSeq, a predicted model, not a curated record
AUGGACGAAGAUCCCGACGAUUCUGCAAAAUCCCAAGUUUUGAAUAACUAUCCCAUUCUCAAGGAUAUAAUAAACAAGUGUGAUUUGCCAACAAUAGCUUCCUUACAAAAAGUGAACCGACGCUUCCGGGAAGUCAUUGGAAUUGUAAACCCAAAGUUCACAAUUCACUCGAUUGCAAUUCACAUUGGAUCUAAGGAAAUCAAUCUGGACAUCUAUAAGAAUCAAGAUGAGCAGAUCUUUCCGACUGGAUCACUUCUGAACAUUAGUUAUCAAAAAAAUGGAGAAAAUUGUUGCAUCGAAACUUUGGACCGGGAUGUUCGAAACAUCGGAAGACGAAUGGAGGACGUCUUCAGCAGAGACCUAGUCUCGAUUCUGAAUUUUCAGAAAUUCCCUUUAGAAUCUCUCAGUAUCAUGGAUACCUCUGCAAAAGGGUCCGGGUUUCCCCUGUCCUUCCUGAAUGUUGUUAGAUUUCUACUAGAAGAAAUGAGAUGGCAAAACAGGAUCAUUAAAACCAAAGAACUUCAAUUCACAAGUAUGACUGGUUUAGGAAUCGGAUCAUUUUGUAAAUGCAUCGCCCCGAGAAUCCUUAAGAAGUAUACUUUCAUCAAUUACGGACCGAGUAGCGCCAACGUCGCCGAUUUUGAAGGCAUGGAGAUGCAAGCUGAGAAAUUGGUGGAAUAUGAGCAAUCUGGAGUUGGAACUCUUGGCAAUGUUUCAAAAAUCAGUCACCUUAAUAGAGCAAGUUUGGAAGUUGAGAGAAUGGGACAUGAGAAGCUGGUUCAAUUGAAGAAUGAAUUUCUUCGUCUGGGACCACCCAAAGACUUCAAGAUCCUCGUCAAGCAUUUACAGCCUCCCGGAAACUCCCUUGGACCAAUUUUCGGCGACAAAACAUCCGGCAUGAGUUGGUUCUACCGUACCAAUUUCAAUGGAAAAGUUUUGAGAAUCCAUAUCUCGAAUUCAGAGGAAGGAAGCGUCGUCGAGUUCAAUUUUGUCACAAUUCUCGAUGUAACCAUUGGGGCAAUGGUUCAGGUUGAACUUCUUCCGACAGAAGACGACAAAUAA